Hemicordylus capensis (graceful crag lizard) is the source of this 2554-nucleotide messenger RNA. RefSeq names its product calcineurin like EF-hand protein 1 (gene CHP1). The record is from RefSeq and is a predicted model, not a curated record. The transcript is spliced from 7 exons. Gene Ontology annotation, molecular function: calcium ion binding. Bases 136 to 723 code for a protein of 195 amino acids. NCBI's taxonomy places the organism in Eukaryota, Metazoa, Chordata, Lepidosauria, Squamata, Cordylidae.
UAGUUGGCGCAAGGUUGUUGUCGUCAGUUGGCUUCCGCUGUCUGUUAGCCAAACGGAGGACUGCCGGUUCUAGACCCAGAGAAGUUUCUCUGGCGCUUCCUUUAGCUGGUUGUUUGUGGUGCGGCGGCGGUUGCGAUGGGCUCCCGGGCGUCCACGCUGCUUCGAGACGAGGAGAUUGAGGAGAUCAAGAAGGAGACGGGCUUUUCUCACAGUCAGAUUACUCGUCUGUACAGUCGGUUUACCAGCCUGGACAAAGGAGAGAAUGGCACUCUUAGCCGUGAGGAUUUCCAGCGCAUUCCAGAACUUGCUAUCAAUCCACUAGGAGACCGGAUUAUCAAUGCCUUCUUUCCAGAAGGAGAAGACCAAGUAAAUUUCCGUGGGUUCAUGAGGACUUUGGCUCACUUCCGACCCAUUGAAGAUAAUGAAAAAAGUAAAGACCAGAAUGGGCCAGAACCACUCAACAGCCGAAGCAACAAAUUGCAUUUUGCUUUUCAGCUGUAUGAUCUGGAUAAAGAUGACAAGAUUUCCCGAGACGAACUUCUUCAGGUUUUGCGGAUGAUGGUUGGGGUAAACAUCUCUGAUGAACAGCUGGGCAGCAUUGCUGACCGAACAAUCCAGGAGGCUGAUCAGGAUGGUGAUAGUGCAAUCUCCUUUGCAGAGUUUGUCAAGGUUUUGGAGAAGGUAGAUGUAGAGCAAAAAAUGAGCAUUCGAUUUCUUCACUGAUGGAUCAAGGCCCAUUCCUUGUUAUCCUGAUAUUUAAGGAAUAGUUUGUCCUACCCUUCUUUCUCCUGAGCAUUGCUACUGGUGCAUGUGAGGUACAUCUUCAAACCCUCCUCAGUUUGUUCCAUCAACGUGAACAUUCCUUCUGCAUCAGAACAAAGGACGUGGCUGCAGUGCAGCUUGGAAUGGAGCAUUGAAUGGCCUUUUCCUCACAGUUCUCUUUGCAUUGCUUUCUGACUAUAAAUGUUUUCCUCGUAUUACCAUGUAUUUCCUCCUCGUCAACCAUCUUAUGAACUCUGAAUUUGAAAGAGGGCAAAUUUCACUGAACUGUUGGCUAGGAAAUGUCUGAAAUAAUGUACAGUGUAAAUCUGGUUGAUUUAGUAGUACUCAUGUACUUCAUCCUGUUUAGUCUUGCCAGUGUAACAGAAAUUUCCCUUUUCUUCCUUGGUUUUGUUUAAAUAUAGUUGUCUGUCAUGCUGCCUUCGGAACGUUUCAAAACAAUAAUGCAAGGCCAAUGGUUUGUUUUCAGGAUGAAGGUUUGGAGGAUCAUAGCCUCCAAGUGUGUCAAAUGUUUGUCCACAAGAAUGUGGGAUUCUGCCAAGGGCUUAACUCCAAUUCUGAGAGCACAAUUACUGGGCACUGCUUGCAGUGGUUUCAUAAUCUGGACUAUUUCUGUACUAGUAGAGGGUCAGUGCCUUUCUACUAUCCUUCCCCCUAGCUGUUUAUUGUAGAAUUAUUUGGUCUGAAUCAGGGUUCUCUGUAACAGGGAUUCUCAGUUGUUGACCACAAUUUACAUAAUCCCCAGCCAAAGGACGUUGCAGCUUGGGAUGCUGGGAGCUGUAGUCAACAACUUGGGAAUCCCUGUUACAGGGGACAUUGGUCUGAAUUAUUCUGUCAGUUUUCUGCUAGUUCUUUUGUCUAUUUAAUCAAUAACUUUGCAACACAUUUGUUUGCACAGCUGUCUUAUUUUUCAUAUUAAUCAUAUUACACUAGGCCACAUGGAUUUUAAGUCUCUGGCAGGCAUGUCAAAGCCCAGGCUGGAGGAAUGGGAGGAGUACCCUGUAAGUUUGGUGGGAACACUGAUGUUUUUAGGAAAGUAUUUAGCAUAUGCACAGCUUAUGAUUUAGGAUGGUAUUUAAAAUACAUUUUACUCCAAGAAGACUUGUAGAUUAUUUAACAUUGAUAAAAUAAAUUUUGAUACAGCUUCAGAGCAGUACAAACCUGAGGGAUCAAAAGUAAUGAAUGUGUUGAGCUCUCCAGGCUCAAUUGCCUUUGCUGUUUGUAGACAAUUCUGUUGCACUAAUCAAAGUAGCUGUUUUGGUGGUGCAACUUGAGUUGACAGUGUUAAUCUCCAAAAUGUACAAAUAUUUUAUAAAAGUCAGUGUUCAAAUGGCCCUCUUCUCCCUCUACCACAUACUUUCACAUCAGCAUUUAUGUAAGUAUUGAAUAAAUUUUAUCCAGUUCACAUCUUCUGUUCACAAUUCAGUGAUCUUUCAGAGCUGCACACUAUUUUACACUUUUAAAAAACUGCAUUAAAAAAUCUAUUGCUUUUCCAGACUAAAAAUAUAAAAUUGGUCAAAUCUGGGAACAAUCUUAAAUGGUGAUCUCUGCAAAACAAAAACAUCUUAGGAUUUUGAUCACAAUGUAACAUAGGAAUUUUAUAAAGAAAAAGAAAGUGACAGUAAGACCAAGAUGUUAGAUUUUUAUAGGUUAAAAUGUGCUUAUUUUCAAAUAAGCAAUGUUCCUUUUUGGCUCUGUAGCUGUAAUCCACAGUUGUGCCUUGUGAAAUCUAUUGUAUUAAUCAACAAUCCAUGAAUAAAAUCCUUCAACAUAG